UUCCUUUGUGGAGUGGCUGCUCUCCGUUGACUGCGGAGUUCAACAGUUGUGGACUCGACUGACCGCUGACUAGCUUGCUGUGGUGCAGGCAGAUCUGGAGCGGUCGGUUGGUGCACCCAAUGUGUAGGAGGUGGAAUCUGAAACAAGGCAACGACCGACGACGGGAGCGUGUGUGUGUGUUGCACGCACUGCAAUAUGGAGCAAUUCAUGAAGCUGGGUACCCUCUCCACCGUUCUGUUGCUGAUCGGCAUGUCUCCAAGUUUCUGUGCAAGCACUUGCACCAAAACGGGGACAGAACUCAACUGUAGCAAUAGCAGCCUUACCGCAUUCACGUUUCCUACCUCACCACAACAUGCAGCGGAUAUCAUACAAGAAUUAGACCUGUCUAACAACCGUCUGGACCACUUUCCUCCACUUCCGGCGCUGCCAAGAAUUUUGACAAUAAAUCUGUCCCACAACCGAAUGAAAGAUUGGCCGUCCGGUUCUGAUCUUCCCGCGACACUGACCUCACUGGAUGUAUCCAGCAAUAGACUGUCCAGCAUUCCUGUGUUCCAAGGACUUGGCAAUCUGAUGGCUCUAGACCUAUCCCGAAACCCAAUAAGCUCUGCAGUUGAUGAAUACCCUUUCUCAGCCUUGUCUGCACUGGUCAACCUAACAAUAACUCACACUCAAAUCUCUGUGGUUCCGCAAUUGUCAGAUUUAGGAGCGCUGAGAACACUAGAUUUCUCAAACAACGCCAUCACCCACGUUGGGCUAUUCGAUGGUCUGCCCGAUCUGAGUGCAUUGGAUUUGAGCUACAAUGCCAUAGGCAGUGUAGCUCAAUCUGCACUAGCAACUCUAUCAGGUCUCAUUCAAAUUGAUUUGUCACACAACCUAUUACCCAAGUUGCACGCGGGUACGUUUUCGGGGCUGCGGAAACUUCAAACUGUGAGUUUGAGUAAGAACAUGAUGACCACCGUACCACCAAACGUGUUUCUAGCGCUACCCAAUCUACAAGUACUACAACUGGAUCAGAAUCCCCUGAAACACCUCCCGAAUAGGAGUUUCGAACGUUUGGAUACUCUGCAAAGCCUGAACUUCUCCAAAGGUUUUGGAAACAUCCUCGACAUCGCCACGGAAGCGUUUUACAACAUGCCGGGUCUGAUGACUAUCGAUAUAUCAAACAACAUGAUAUCAACCGUUGGAUCACGAGCAUUUAGCAACCUGAGCAACCUGACUAAACUGGAUCUGUCACACAACAAAAUAUCCGAUUUGCCGUCGGAUACGUUUUUUGCGCUGCCAAACCUCGUAAUCUUAGAUCUGUCUGAUAACAAAAUUUCCCACGUUCGGAAAUUCCCUAAUCUGCCUGCUUUGGCUGUCUUGGAUUUGUACCAGAAUCGCAUAUCGAGCAUAGAAAGCAAUGCACUAGAAUUUCUGCCUGCUCUCGCCAAAGUGAGGUUGCAUAACAAUGCGUUGUCCUACCUACCCUCAAACGUGCUUGAAAGGCUGCCAAAACUUCAAUGGCUGAGACUGGACCACAAUCCAAUUGGCCGCUUCCCAGGAAGGAGCUUCUCAAACUUGGCUAUUCUGGAAAACCUGGUCUUCUCUGUAGGUUUUGGAAACAUCAGCAUGAUCGAGAGCGAAGCAUUCUACAACUUGUCAGGCCUGGUAAAAAUCGAUCUUUCUAAAAAUCGGAUAUCGACAAUUCAAUCACAGGGUUUUACUGGACUGCCCAAGCUCACAACAGUGAACUUGUCACACAACAGUAUCAUGCAUUUGCCCUCGAAUGCAUUUGUUCUAUUGCCCCAACUUGGAACUUUAGAUCUGUCGAAUAACAGAUUUCCCCGCUUUCGAGGAUUCCUUGAACUACCAGCGUUGACUGUCUUAAAUUUCUCUCACGGUUUUGGAAGCGUCAACACGAUUGAGACGGAGACGUUCUACAACAUGUCAUUUCUCACCAAGCUUGACCUCUCAAACAAUAAACUAUCCAGAAUUCAAUCGCGAGCUUUUGUUGGCCUGGAGAGUGUGACAGAAAUAGAUCUGUCAAACAGCACGAUAUCGGCGUUACCGGCAGAUACGUUUGUGAUGCUGCCGAACCUUACAACUCUGCACUUACAGAACAACUCUCUCUGGCGGCUUCCCGCAGGCUUCUUCAGCGGCAUACCAAAGCUAAGUAGAAUAUGGCUCCUCAACAAUCCUUUCAAGCUCGGGAGUGAGCUGUGUCUAUUUUUCAAUUCUGGAGCACUCAUCGGGGAAGAAAUUCUAAGAAGAAUGGUUAAUGCUUUUUACCGACAACACAACCUUACAAGAGAGUUGUGUGUCAGUGACUGCAGACCGAUGGCACCUGGUGUGUUGACUUGCAACGCCAACCAGGUGUGCCUUGGAACUGUCCAGGACCACGUAUGUGUGGCAAACAAUGCCACAGGAACACCCCUCACUACCUUCCCACAAGAUGUUCCAACUGGAGCAAAAGCAAUCAUGCCUGGUGAUUCCACCAGGUCAGCUGCAGAACCCUCGCCAGCCAGCCAGUCGGUCACCAACUCCCAGUCAUAUCGCUCUGGCUCGAACACGGCCAGUGAUCCCACUUCGAGCACUGCGCAAAUGUCUGUGCCCACCGUUCCCAACUCUGCCAACUCUAGCGGGUUGGAAAUCGGCACAUGGGUGAUCAUAGCGUGUUGUGUGGGACUUGCCGCUGCCAUGCUGUUGGUAUUCCUUAUGGCUUGGAGAGACAAAGGGUACAGGAAAGGCUUUGACGGACCAGCAGCUAAUAUUUCCUCGCUGCCAUUAGGCCAACCGGGUCGGGAAAGCACUGGUAAUCCCAGCCUGCCAUCCAGCACAAACUCCAACAAGUCGAAAGAUCAAAGCAAUGGUCCCCCGUCCACCCAAACCGUGCCGACCUUCUUCAAAGUGGACUAUGAUGAGCUAUACCCACAAACCGAACCGUCUGUGAGUUCCUCAGACGUCGGCGGCUCUCGACAGGCCUCGGUGGGCAGUAGAAGCGAUGUGUCCAACAGACAUCCCGCCGGCCUGAUGCAAGUCCACUCUAGCCCGAUGAACAGCGCCCUGUUCUCCUGGUCAAGAACUGGCAGCACUACCUCCAUGGGAAUCAGCAAGACUGCUCUGGAAGAGCUCAAGUCCGACGGCGGCGAUGGAUUCGGCUCGGCCAUUAGCAAGACCACCUUGGUGAGCCAUGCACCUGGCAGUCUGGUGUAUGGCCUGGCCCCGAGUUCUUCCUGCGAGAGCCUUCCCGUGUCGGUCGGCCAGAUCUACUCCGUACCCUCCAAGAACUCGGACCUGGAAAGUUCGGGCGCAGCGGAGGACGUGACCUACUCUGGCACCGCAGACGAUAUGCCCGCGGAGCUCAUGAACUCUAAUACCACGUACUACAGCUCGCCGGAAGAUCUGGCAAAAACUCGACAAUCGUCCGGUCACCAGGCACAGCCCGAUGUAGAGUACACGGCUUACGCUGCUCAUGGUACCACUCCAGCGGAUCAAGCGGCAAGUGCUGCCGAGUCCAACCCGCAGUAUGCCAACCCAGAAAAGCUCUUCUCUGGCUCAGGCACACAAGGUGGCACCAGCCAAUGUGCAUUGCCGAGUUUGGGGACAGGAUGUGUGUCAGGAGGCUGCGCUUACUCCAUGCCAAAUAAACAACCGGAGACCGCGGCUGACCCGGAAGCAGACGGCAGCUCAAACAAACUUGCCCGGCCCCUCUCUGCCGGAUAAAGCAAUGCAACUGAGGCUUCCUAACUGAUGAUCAAUGCCCACCUGUGCUGUAUUUCCUCUAUUUAUUGUCACGCGUUUCAAUUCUGUUGUCUCUGCCUCUUGUCUCGGUUCACUUGAGUGCUACCAUUGUAAAAUAGUUUAACCUGCUAGCGAAUAUCCAUAGCCUGCGCAAUAUCGUUACAUGCAUACAGUACAAUGCACUGUCAUCUUAAUGACAUCAUACAGUACAAUGUACAGUACUGUCAUCUUAAUGACGUCAUGCAGUACAAUGUACUGUCAUCUUAAUGACGUCAUGCAGUACAAUGUACUGUCAUCUUAAUGACGUCAUGCAGUACAAUGUACUGUCAUCUUAAUGACGUCAUACAGUACAGUGCACUGUCAUCUUAAUGACGUUCUAAACAUACAGGAGAAAAGUAACCACAGGGUUAGCACUACUAGCAUUGCGAUUUACCCACAACAAGUCUUGGUGUUCUUCUCCACAAUUAUAAUCUAAUUUAUUUCCUUGCUGUUACAAGGGGGAACCCCCGAAACUUCUUUUACUUGCAGAUUUAUUAAUUUUGGUAGAUGUAUGCCGCGCUGGCCAUGCGAGUCUCGCUUGUCUUCGCUGAGCAAUCGGU
Messenger RNA from Sycon ciliatum, 4319 nucleotides. Its product is annotated as protein artichoke-like. Gene Ontology annotation, molecular function: protein binding. Bases 196 to 3702 code for a protein of 1168 amino acids. The transcript is spliced from 32 exons. NCBI's taxonomy places the organism in Eukaryota, Metazoa, Porifera, Calcarea, Leucosolenida, Sycettidae. The record is from RefSeq and is a predicted model, not a curated record.